GUAUUUAUAGAUGAGGACACCCAAUCGCCAAAGAGCUUUGACGAACAAUUUGUAAGUGACUCUCGAGUGGAAAGAUGCACAUACGGUCGUCACAUCGAAAAAUGUAAAUGUGAUCAUCACAUAGAAAUGUGCGAGUCCCACAGGGCGGAAUUGAUUAGAGAGUAUACACAAAAAAUUGACGAAUCCACAUUGGUUGCUAGCGAAUAUAAAAAUAAGUGUGAACAUUUUGAGAAGCGGGCAAAAGAAUUAGAGCUGAAAUUAGAGGAAUUUAGGAACGUUGGUGAUAGAUCAAUGGUGCACGACGGCAGAAUUCGAGAUGAGAAAUCAGAAAAUGAACCUCGACGGAAAUGCUCUCCCAACGAGAAAGAGUGUGUUCUGGGGGGAUGGGAUGAAGAAUUGGGUCGGCAGGUGAGUCAAGUGAGGAAGAGUGACUCGCCAUCGUCGAAGGGAAAAUCAGGUGAAGAAUAUGUUGAUGUCAGCAAGGAAAUCGAAGAAAAUAAACUCGAAGAGGCCGAUCGGACUAUUAAAAAGAAAGAUCUCGAGAUCGCAUCAUUAUUUAACGCCGUCACAAUGAAAGAUAAAGGGACUUAA
This is a messenger RNA of Acaulospora colombiana, 591 nucleotides long. NCBI's taxonomy places the organism in Eukaryota, Fungi, Glomeromycota, Glomeromycetes, Diversisporales, Acaulosporaceae. The record is from the annotation of a GenBank genome assembly.